Sycon ciliatum is the source of this 3401-nucleotide messenger RNA. Its product is annotated as fibropellin-1-like. The transcript has 24 exons. The record is from RefSeq and is a predicted model, not a curated record. Gene Ontology annotation, molecular function: calcium ion binding. NCBI's taxonomy places the organism in Eukaryota, Metazoa, Porifera, Calcarea, Leucosolenida, Sycettidae. Gene Ontology annotation, cellular component: protein-containing complex; plasma membrane. Bases 153 to 3401 code for a protein of 1082 amino acids. Gene Ontology annotation, biological process: establishment or maintenance of epithelial cell apical/basal polarity; heterophilic cell-cell adhesion.
UUGGUCAGUGUGCAAGCUUUGCGUUCUCUCCAGACCAGAGGCGUCAAUCCACCGAUCCAGGCUUGGUUGUCUACCGUUGUAUUGCUCUAAGCUAGGUGUCCAGCUUCACAACUCGGCCAUUCAUUAUUGCCGAUUGCUGACGAUUUGCCACAAUGCAGGCCGUGAACUGCCAAACACUGUCAUGGCUCCUCUCCGUAAUAGCACUCGUCCAGAGCCAAGAACAGCCAACACUACCAGUCUUCUGUCCUGACACCCUGCAACUGGAGAAUGGUAUAACACUGUUGGGUGCAGUGAGCAAUCCGGGAGAUCUGGUGGAAUGGGUGUGUAACGCGAACUACGACAUGAUUGGCGAUAACACAGCGCAGUGUCAGCUUGACGGCACCUGGUCACAGCCGAUACCAGAGUGUAGACCUUUUCAAUGCCCACAACCAGUGAUGAUUCCCGAUGGAAUUGUUAUCGUAGCCGAAAGGCCAGUUGUUGGUGACAGGGCGACAUAUGAAUGUGAUUCGGGAUUCGAGAUCGGGACCGGCGGACCUGAUAUUUUCUGUCAGCUGCGUGGACGGGAGACCUUUUGGCCAAACCCUCCAAUAUGCGAGAAUAUUAAUGAGUGCCUAAGUUCUCCCUCGGCAUCUCCGUGUCGCAAUGGAGGAACAUGCACCGAUUUGAUCAGCACCUACACUUGCGAAUGCCCGGGUGAAUGGACCGGACAGAACUGUGAAAUUCCACGUAUAUGCUCAAGACCCCCGCCAGUGGAAAAUGCAAGGACUAUCUUCAACCCGCUACUCAUCGUAGUUGGUGGCAAAGCGAGCUAUGAGUGUGUCGCUGGCUAUGAGCUGGAACAGAUAGACAACACCAUUACCUGUUUGCUUCUGGAGAACGGUGAAACAUCCUGGUCUCGACCGCUUCCCUCCUGCCGAGAGAUUGAUGAGUGUGCUCUCCAUCCUUGUCUCCAUGGAGGAACGUGCCACGACUUUCUCAAUGCACACAACUGCACCUGUCCGUUUAGCUACGAAGGUACUCACUGCGAGAUCGUUCUCGAAUGUGCUGAUCCCCCUGAAAUCAACAAUGGAGGUGUCACGAACCUCGGCAUCCCGCCAUUUUUGCUGGAAACACAGGUGCACUACGAAUGUGCUGAUGGCUUCAGGAGGUUCGGAGAAUCCAAUCUUACGUGCGUACGGAUUCGUGACAGGCAACCUGAAUGGUCCAACUCACCACCACUAUGCAGAGAAAUAAACGAGUGUGCACCUAGGCCCUGUCUCAACGGUGGAACGUGCCUAGACCAAGUCAACAACUACACGUGCAUUUGUCUGUUCAGCUACACAGGAGUGAACUGUGAAACCGUUCUGGAAUGUUCUCCUCCUCCAACCAUUGAUAAUGGUGUUGUGACGAGUCCUGAACGUCCAAUUCUGCUCGGUUCAUCUGCAAGCUACGAGUGUGAUGCGGGCUUCAGUCUUGCAGGGCGAUCUGAUAUCCCAUGCAUUCUGGUUGGUAUCUCACCGGAAUGGCUAUACCCACCGCCAGAAUGCAAUGACAUAAACGAGUGUGAACCUAAUCCUUGCCUCAACGGAGGACAGUGUCAAGAUCUAGUCAAUGACUUUGUGUGUCGCUGUCCACCUGGCUACACAGGAAAGAACUGUGGAACUGACAUAAACGAGUGUGAACCUAAUCCUUGCCUCAACGGAGGACAGUGUCAAGAUCUAGUCAAUGACUUUGUGUGUCGCUGUCCACCUGGCUACACAGGAAAGAACUGUGAAACUGACAUAAACGAGUGUGAACCUAAUCCUUGCCUCAACGGGGGACAGUGUCAAGAUCUAGUCAAUGACUUUGCGUGUCGCUGUCCACCUGGCUACACAGGAAAGAACUGUGAAACUGACAUAAACGAGUGUGCGCCUAAUCCUUGCCUCAACGGAGGACAGUGUCAAGAUCUAGUCAAUGACUUUGUGUGUCGCUGUCCACCUGGCUACACAGGAAAGAACUGUGAAACUGAUAUAAACGAGUGUGAACCUACUCCUUGCCUCAACGGGGGACAGUGUCAAGAUCUAGUCAACGACUUUGUGUGUCGCUGUCCACCUGGCUACACAGGAAAAAACUGCGAAACUGAUAUUGAUGACUGUGCACCAAACAACCCAUGUCUGAAUGGCGGAUCAUGCGUCGACCUGACACCGGGAUACACUUGUGUCUGUGCUCCUGGCUUCACUGGAGACGAUUGUCGUGAUUCUAUUGUGUGUCCCUUGCCACCAAGAGUCAUGAAUGGACAGACAUCAUGGACAUCAACCACUUACCAGUCUGUGGUGGCGUGGACUUGCAACCCUGACUACACGCUCGUUGGAGCUGACACUGCUGUGUGUAGUGGUGAUGCGACGUGGAGCAGACCACCGCCUACUUGCGAAGUGGAAUGCCUGGCUACCAUACCAGAUGACUUCCUGGAGGAUUCCCACGCUGUCUCCAGGGCAUACGGCGCACCGGACUGCGGCAAAGUUGCCGCAGACAUCAUUGUAGCCCUGGACGGCUCGAGCAGCAUGAAGCCCGCACCGCGCAGCUGGGUGCACGAGCUGAUCGAACGCGUCGACAUGGAGCUAAAGGAGCGGGGAAUCGGCCUGUCGCGCGGUCUACCGAAUCACUUCACACUUGUCGGAUUCGGCCGGCUCCACUGGAAGUGGCAGACAGGACCACUUGCCUCGCCUCAUGUUAUCACCGAUGCUGCCGGGGAGAUGGUGUACGGGAUAGAUGGGUUCAAGGAUGCCUGCAAAAAGCUUGAGACGUUUGGCUCACUGGAAGACGGCUACCUGGCAAUGAAGUUUGCCCUGCAGAAUAUUACAGAUGAACAGAGCAAGAGACAGUUGAUCCGCGUCAAACAGGACAACGUUGCUCCCAUCGUUAUUCUGAUCACCGACGAGGAUCGCGACACUCACAAGGGCGGUGAGUCGCUGACAAGAAGCCACAUCAAGCGGAUCAUGCGCAAGAGCGGUGCCCAGAUGGAAUGCAUAGUGGACAACAAGUUUCAGCCAGGCUUUGGUAUGGACGCAACGGGAAUGCUCUACACAGACAACGGACGCAGUGGCGAGUACGAGAAAGUCGACCCCGGCCAGUCCCACCGCCUCUUCCUGCACACGACGUACCGGCAGACUCGCCGAGACUACACAUCCGUGGCACUGGAGCUUGGCGGUGCUGCCUGGGAUCUCAAGCAGCUCUUCAUGGGCGACCAGCUGCAGCCGCACCAUGUACAGGCAUUCGCUGACCGUACGGCCGAGAUGGUCGAGCACAAGGUGCACAAGUGCUGUUCCUGCCAAUGUGCCACUCUCAACGGAGGCGACUACCUGCGCUGCUCUGCCGAACUGACACCCGGAACCUGCAAGAGGCGACGUCCACCCACAAUCUUCCGCACCCAGCGAGGACGUUGA